UGACGCAUUCGUUUUCGUUUUCGCAUUCGUUUAGUCAUAGAUACAAGGGUGUUGGACGCAUUCUUUUUGAGAACGUUUUGGCGGCAAGAUUUCUAUUUGUUGCAGACGUCUGGAAGACAUCGUUUCACAACAGUUGAUCGAGAUGCCGUUCACGGUAGUUGUCUUCGGCGAUGAAACCGUGGAUUGUGUUCCCACAUCAUGGCUGGAGAGGAAGAAGAAUAAGCUGAUGUGCUACUGGCCAGGUGGGAAGCAGGUGAAAAGGAGAAUCGUUAACCAGGAGAUUCCGGACAAAAAUGUGUGGCUGGAACACGAAGUUAGGAUCAUAGGCAAAAGUGAAUAUCAGGACUAUAAGACCGCUUGUAUACGUGCAAAGAGGGCAGAAGAGACGUCUAACGUAGAUUCCGAUGAAGGGAAAAGACUGGGUAAAAAUAAGAAGCCACAGCGGUACCAAAGCUCCGCAUAUGAAACAAGUGGUGAUGAUAGUGGUGAUGAUCAAGGUGUACACGUAUCAGCUGAAUACAAUCAGUUAGAAAUAAUAGAUAUGCCCUCUGCACCAGAAUUAGCUGCAAGUAAGCAAAAUGAGUCCUCACUGGAAGACACCAAUACACCUCGCCGGGAUCUGCCUCGUGAUAUUGGCAACAACGCGCAGUUGGCUUUGUCACAGACUCGUCGCCGGGAUGUGUCGCG
Priapulus caudatus is the source of this 687-nucleotide messenger RNA. RefSeq lists its product as uncharacterized. The record is from RefSeq and is a predicted model, not a curated record. NCBI's taxonomy places the organism in Eukaryota, Metazoa, Priapulida, Priapulimorpha, Priapulimorphida, Priapulidae.